AGGGAGCUACUUUUUCUUCUCUUCCUCCCUACUGCACAGAGCGCGUUUGAGACAGCCCUGUCGGUUUAAACCGGGAGGACACCCAUACCGACUUCUCAAUGCAAAAAAUAAAAGGGUAGCUAGAAGCUGGGGCGAGGGGAACGGAGGUAAAGCGAACGCUCUUGGUCGGUCUCUCUCUCUCUCUUUCUCUCCUUCUCUCUCUCUCUUCUCUCGUUUUUAUUACAUGAAUGAAUGAAGUAAGUAGUAAGGGACACGUACAAGGAAACACGCCUCCGCCUGGACGACCAAACGCAUUUAAUAUUUGACUUGUGUUCAAUGGUACAUGUUUCCAUCUCUACAUUUUCGUCGAAAACCAGAGUAGGACGUCUCAUCGCGUCAUUCGAAACACUUUCGAAGGUGUAGCAGCUGAAAGUCCUCGCCGUGAACAUGGCAACUUUAACGAACGGACAGGUGGACGCCGUGGUGCACGGAGGAGCUGCCAGUACGAACGGGCUCGUGAACGGAAUAAGCCACACGCACAGUCCCGCGAGCUGCGCCACCAUUCCCAUGAAGGACCACGAUGCCAUCAAACUGUUCAUCGGUCAGAUACCCCGCAACCUGGACGAGAAGGACCUCCGGCCGCUCUUCGAGGAAUUUGGCAAGAUCUACGAGCUCACCGUGCUGAAAGACCGCUUCACUGGCAUGCACAAAGGGUGUGCCUUCCUCACAUACUGUGCAAGAGAAUCAGCGCUAAAAGCUCAGACCGCGCUCCACGAGCAGAAGACGCUACCUGGGAUGAACAGGCCAAUCCAGGUGAAGCCAGCUGACAGUGAGAGCAGGGGAGAAGACAGAAAACUUUUUGUUGGCAUGCUGAAUAAGCAGCAAUGUGAGGACGACGUGCGGCGCCUUUUUGAGUCCUUCGGGAGCAUCGAGGAGUGCACCAUCCUCAGAGGUCCUGAUGGAAACAGCAAAGGUUGUGCGUUUGUGAAGUAUUCCACUCAUGCAGAAGCUCAGGCCGCUAUCAGUACUUUACACGGCAGCCAAACCAUGCCUGGCGCUUCUUCCAGCCUGGUGGUGAAGUUUGCAGACACAGAUAAGGAACGGACCAUUCGACGCAUGCAGCAGAUGGCCGGUCAGAUGGGCAUCUUCAAUCCGAUGGCCCUGCAGUUUGGAGCGUACGGCGCCUAUGCACAGGUUCAGCAGCAGGCAGCGCUGAUGGCAUCAGUGGGUCAGGGAGGAUAUCUCAGCCCUAUGGCGGCUUUUGCUGCUGCACAGAUGCAACACAUGGCCACUAUAAACGGCCUCCCAGGGGCUCCCAUGACCCCAACAUCAGGUGGAAGCACGCCCCCUGGCAUCACAGCUCCCACGGUGACCAGCAUUCCAUCUCCAAUUAGUGUCAACGGUUUCACAGGUCUGCCUCCUCCUCAGGCCAACGGCCAGCCCCCAGCGGAGGCCAUGUUUACCAAUGGAAUCCAUCCGUACCCAGUUUUGCAGGAAGUGGUGUUUAGGGAAGACUCGGAGAAGGGCGGCCUGGGCAUGGCACAGAGAAGUUGUUUUGGGGUUCAGGGAAGCUGCUUCCUGUCGUCUCUAUCAGAAGCUCAGAGUCCCACCGCAGCAGACCCCCUACAGCAGGCCUACGCUGGAGUCCAACAGUAUGCAGCAGCCUUCCCCGCUGCAUAUGGACAGAUCAGCCAGGCCUUUCCCCAGCCGCCUCCCAUCAUCCCUCAGCAGCAGAGAGAAGGGCCAGAGGGCUGUAACCUGUUUAUUUAUCACCUCCCUCAGGAGUUUGGGGACGGCGAGCUGAUGCAGAUGUUCCUGCCUUUCGGUAAUGUCAUCUCCUCCAAAGUGUUUGUGGAUCGGGCGACAAACCAAAGUAAAUGCUUUGGCUUUGUGAGCUUUGAUAACCCGGGCAGCGCUCAAGCUGCCAUCCAGUCCAUGAACGGCUUUCAAAUCGGCAUGAAGAGACUGAAAGUGCAGCUGAAGAGGCCAAAGGACGCCAACCGCCCAUAUUAGCCCCGUCCCUCCCCCCAGCCACCCCUGACCCUGGGGAUGAAGGCCGCCGCUGCGCACAGGGAAGGACAGGUUUUGUAGAGCUGGAACACGUUGAGAACAUGCCAAAUGUAUUUGAAAACACAUACUGUAAGAUCAAGAUCAUCGGGGCUGGGGAUACAGUACAGCUGAAGAGGGACAUGAGGAGGACGUAGCCGCAUGAUAUACCAACACCACCAGGCUCAUUGGACCUUUUUGGACUUCAGUGUUUAACUCAGGGGAGCCGCGGGGUUACUGGACCAUACCGUACUCCCUUCUUUGAAACCCUCGAACCCUUUUUUUGAAGAACCACAGAAAACACUACUGAAGACCAACACAAAAAAACAUAUAUUUAAAAGAAGAAAAACAAUGAAAGUCCUCAAAAUGCUCGGAAUCUAUGAAUUAGUAGUAUGGGGAAAAAAAACCUUUUUACAACUAAGAUAGACUUUUAGAUGGGAAUCAUGUAAUAUUGAACACGUCUUUGGGAAAACUUUUUAAAGAACUGUUUUAGAAACCAACAAAAUGGAUAUAAAAAAAAAACACUUGAAAGACAGAAUUUUUGGAAGGAUUUGACAAUUCAGGACAAGAACUUGCUUCGACUCGGGAUGGCCAACUUUUUUUCUUGGAGUGCCUGUCUGUUUCCAGGGGCAAUGGCUGCCACAAACUACAGCCUCCGUCCGCUGGGAGACUUACCUGUCAUUCCUUAGUUGUGUAGGGACCAAAUGACCAAACCUUUUUAUCACAAAUGAAAC
Carassius auratus (goldfish) is the source of this 2759-nucleotide messenger RNA. Its product is annotated as CUGBP Elav-like family member 4. Lineage: Eukaryota; Metazoa; Chordata; Actinopteri; Cypriniformes; Cyprinidae. Bases 427 to 1992 code for a protein of 521 amino acids. The record is from RefSeq and is a predicted model, not a curated record. Gene Ontology annotation, molecular function: RNA binding. The transcript is spliced from 14 exons.